Messenger RNA from Rhododendron vialii, 2138 nucleotides. Its product is annotated as pentatricopeptide repeat-containing protein At3g25210, mitochondrial. The record is from RefSeq and is a predicted model, not a curated record. Gene Ontology annotation, molecular function: protein binding. The coding region runs from base 1 to 1104 and encodes 367 amino acids. The transcript has a single exon. NCBI's taxonomy places the organism in Eukaryota, Viridiplantae, Streptophyta, Magnoliopsida, Ericales, Ericaceae.
AUGAGACUGGCCUUACACCGCUCCCUCAUCACCACCCUCAGACUCUAUCUCCUCUCUCCCCACUCCAUCCGCCCCAUAUCCUCCACCACCCCCCAACCCCUCCCUCCACCACCCCCAUCCCACCCCAACCCAAGAACCCUCACCCCUCACGAUAAACAAUUCAACUCCUGGCUCGACAACCUCAAACCCGGCUUCACCCCGUCCGACGUCGACGCCGCCCUCAAAUCCCAACCCGACCCGGACCUCGCACUCGACAUCUUCCGCUGGACCGCCCAGCAACGCGGCUACAAGCACACCGACCUCACCUACUUCACCAUCAUCCAGAUCUCCGUCAAAUGCAAGCGAUUCGGCCACGCCCAGACCCUCAUCGACGAAGUCCUCGCUGGAGCCUGCCCCCCCUCCGCCCCACUCUACAACUCCAUCAUUCGCUUCUGCUGCGCCCGCAGGUUCCUCUUUAACCGCGCUUUCGACUUUUACAAGAAAAUGCUGAAAUCCGAUGAGGCUAAACCCUCCUUAGAAACCUACACCUUGUUGUUCAAUUCUCUUCUUAGGAGAUUCAAUAAGUUGAAUGUUUGUUAUGUUUAUUUACACGCCGUUCGGUCCUUGACUAAGCAAAUGAAGGCGUCCGGUGUGAUUCCGGAUGCGUUUGUGUUGAACAUGAUUGUAAAGGCGUAUUCUAAGUGUCUGGAAGUUGAUGAGGCGAUUCGGGUUUUCCACGAGAUGGGGUUGUAUGGGUGCGAGCCGAAUGCGUACACGUAUAGUUAUAUAGUCAAGGGGUUGUGUGAGAAGGGGAGGGUGAGCCAGGGUUUGGGAUUUUAUAAGGAGAUGAAGGGUAAGAAUUUGGUGCCGAAGAAUAGUGCAUAUAUGAUUUUGAUUUGUAGCCUUGCGAUGGAAAGGAGGUUUGAAGGUGCGAUUGAGAUUGUUUUCGACAUGUUGGGUAAUUCUCUGGCUCCUGAUUUGUUGACAUAUAAAACUGUGUUGGAAGGGCUGUGCAGGGAAGGAAGAGGUAAUGAUGCUUUUGAACUGCUUGAAGUACUGAAAAAGAGGGAUAAAAUGAUGAAUGAGAAGACUUACAAGACGUUGUUGAAUGGACUUAUUUUGUAAGUCGAGAGUAGUCAUCUAACUUUGUUUCUCAAUUUUGGCCUUAAUGCUUAGAUGUAUCUCAUUUGAUUCUAGUGCCCCAUUCAAGUUCAACUGCAUUACUUGGAGCAAAGCGAGACAUUAGCGCUGGUAAGUCAAUUUGGGAAGUUUGAUCACUUUGAACUGACUGAUACAUACCUCCACAAGUCUUGAAGGUUCUAGUGUCUGAAUCAUCUCCCCGAUCCAUGAAAUUGUAGAAUCAUUAAGAUUGCACAUGAUGAAAUUGCUGCUAAAAUGUGAACAUAUGUCUGCCCAGAAUCUGGAACUUUUGAGUAAGUUGUUGGGGUUUAAAGGCUGAUGUUUAGCAUAAUAGUUGCCUCCGAUCCCAACUCCAACAACAGUAUUGGCAAUUGAAGGUUGUUACGAAGCAUUGUAGGCAAAGUUGGUUUGCCCCAUGGAGUUUGACCCUUUCUUUCCAUUGCUUAACCGAUGAAGUGGCAUCAAACUGCCUUCAACAGUGAUGUUGUUCUUGAUUUUUCUACGUUGUGUUGGUAACGCUAUGAUGGUAGACUCUGUUGGUAUCAGCUGUUGGGAUCUUGAAAAGCAGAAUGGGCAUUAUUAACUUGUGAUUUUUCUUUCUGACCAGAACCAUGAAGAUGGGGUUGAAUGAGCAGAAUGUCUACUAUCGGCAAAAUGGACAUUUUUAUUCCUUUUUGAAUUGUAUUUGGUAUACACAAGUUAUUGUUUGCUAUAAGGAAGUUGUUGCAGUCUUGGUCAACAUUGACUGAUGCAAAGUGCAAUGCAGUAAGGUAGUUGUGUUGAAAAAUUGGGUUCAAUUGCGAUGAGCCUGUUGCAUGUCCCGGCAAUUGGUGAACUUUUCAAUCAAAUUUGGGUUCUCUGUAAGUACAGGUACGUCUUUUCUGGGUUUUCUCUUGGGUGAACUUGAUACUUCUAGGCAUUUUUCCUCAUUCAGUGUGCAUGUAAGCCAAACCUUCGCUAUUUUUGCUGUAAACCACAAUCUCUAUGAAUAAAAUUGUGGUUAUCAUGUUUGUUUCAAA